Molecule: messenger RNA, 2388 nt
Organism: Oncorhynchus masou masou (cherry salmon)
Lineage: Eukaryota; Metazoa; Chordata; Actinopteri; Salmoniformes; Salmonidae
Product: adhesive plaque matrix protein-like
Exons: 6
Coding region: 1-2388 (795 amino acids)
Source: RefSeq, a predicted model, not a curated record
AUGUCUAACGACACUGAAGCAGCAAACUUUGUGGGAUCUGCAGGCUCGGCCCUCAGGGUCCACGCUGUGCCCUUGGGGCCGGGACAGGAGCUGCUGGGCUCCCUGCUGGCAUUCGUGGAGGAGAGAAACCUCAAAGCGGUGUUCAUCAUCACCUGCAUGGGCAGUGUAACCAAGGCAAUGCUCCGGCUGGCAAAUGCCACUGCGGGGAAUACCAAUGAGACCUACACCGUCCUCUCCUGCUACAGACCUACACCGUCCUCUCCUGCUACAGACCUACACCGUCCUCUCCUGCUACAGACCUACACCGUCCUCUCCUCCUUACAGACCUACACCGUCCUCUCCUCCUUACAGACCUACACCGUCCUCUCCUGCUACAGACCUACACCGUCCUCUACUGCUACAGACCUACACCGUCCUCUCCUGCUACAGACCUACACCGUCCUCUACUGCUACAGACCUACACCGUCCUCUACUGCCACAGACACCUACACCGUCCUCUCCUGCUACAGACCUACACCGUCCUCUCCUGCUACAGACCUACACCGUCCUCUCCUCCUUACAGACCUACACCGUCCUCUCCUGCUACAGACCUACACCGUCCUCUCCUGCUACAGACCUACACCGUCCUCUCCUGCUACAGACCUACACCGUCCUCUCCUGCUACAGACCUACACCGUCCUCUCCUCCUUACAGACCUACACCGUCCUCUCCUGCUACAGACCUACACCGUCCUCUCCUGCUACAGACCUACACCGUCCUCUCCUGCUACAGACCUACACCACCUACACCGUCCUCUCCUGCUACAGACCUACACCGUCCUCUCCUGCUACAGACCUACACCGUCCUCUCGUGCUUACAGACCUACACCGUCCUCUCCUGCUACAGACCUACACCGUCCUCUCCUGCUACAGACCUACACCGUCCUCUCCUGCUACAGACCUACACCGUCCUCUCCUGCUACAGACCUACACCGUCCUCUCGUGCUUACAGACCUACACCGUCCUCUCCUGCUACAGACCUACACCGUCCUCUCCUGCUACAGACCUACACCGUCCUCUCCUGCUACAGACCUACACCGUCCUCUCCUGCUACAGACCUACACCGUCCUCUCCUGCUACAGACCUACACCGUCCUCUCCUGCUACAGACCUACACCGUCCUCUCCUCCUUACAGACCUACACCGUCCUCUCCUGCUACAGACCUACACCGUCCUCUCCUGCUACAGACCUACACCGUCCUCUCCUGCUACAGACCUACACCGUCCUCUCCUGCUACAGACCUACACCGUCCUCUCCUGCUACAGACCUACACCGUCCUCUCCUGCUACAGACCUACACCGUCCUCUCCUCCUUACAGACCUACACCGUCCUCUCCUGCUACAGACCUACACCGUCCUCUCCUGCUACAGACCUACACCGUCCUCUCCUGCUACAGACCUACACCACCUACACCGUCCUCUCCUGCUACAGACCUACACCGUCCUCUCGUGCUUACAGACCUACACCGUCCUCUCCUGCUACAGACCUACACCGUCCUUUCCUGCAACAGACCUACACCGUCCUUUCCUCCUACAGACCUACACCGUCCUCUCCUCCUACAGACCUACACCGUCCUCUCCUCCUACAGACCUACACCGUCCUCUCCUCCUACAGACCUACACCGUCCUCUCCUGCUACAGACCUACACCGUCCUUUCCUGCAACAGACCUACACCGUCCUCUCCUCCUACAGACCUACACCGUCCUCUCCUGCUACAGACCUACACCGUCCUCUCCUGCUACAGACCUACACCGUCCUUUCCUGCAACAGACCUACACCGUCCUCUCCUCCUACAGACCUACACCGUCCUCUCCUCCUACAGACCUACACCGUCCUCUCCUGCUACAGACCUACACCGUCCUUUCCUGCAACAGACCUACACCGUCCUUUCCUCCUACAGACCUACACCGUCCUCUCCUCCUACAGACCUACACCGUCCUCUCCUGCUACAGACCUACACCGUCCUCUCCUGCUACAGACCUACACCGUCCUUUCCUGCAACAGACCUACACCGUCCUUUCCUGCAACAGACCUACACCGUCCUUUCCUGCAACAGACCUACACCGUCCUCUCCUGCUACAGACCUACACCGUCCUCUCCUGCUACAGACCUACACCGUCCUUUCCUGCAACAGACCUACACCGUCCUUUCCUGCAACAGACCUACACCGUCCUUUCCUGCAACAGACCUACACCGUCCUCUUCUCCUACAGACCUACACCGUCCUCUCCUGCUACAGACCUACACCGUCCUCUCCUGCUACAGACCUACACCGUCCUUUCCUGCAACAGACCUACACCGUCCUCUCCUCCUACAGACCUACACCGUCCUCUCCUCCUACAGACCUAUAG